Messenger RNA from Orycteropus afer afer, 1285 nucleotides. It is a transcript of the gene GPR137B, whose product is annotated as G protein-coupled receptor 137B. The record is from RefSeq and is a predicted model, not a curated record. Gene Ontology annotation, cellular component: lysosomal membrane. NCBI's taxonomy places the organism in Eukaryota, Metazoa, Chordata, Mammalia, Tubulidentata, Orycteropodidae. Gene Ontology annotation, biological process: regulation of autophagy; positive regulation of TORC1 signaling; negative regulation of bone resorption.
GUUUUCUUCGCUCUAGUCUGUGGGCUCGGCUCAGCGCUGAGACCCCCGCCGGCGUGUUGGCGGUGGUGGCUGAGAGGCUGGAUGAGGCCAGUGCGUCCCUGGACGCGUUGCAGCGCCGGGCGCUCUCAUGGCGGCCCCGCCAUGGGACCCUCUGCGAAAUGACUCGCUGCCACCCACACUGACUCCGGCCGUACCCCCCUAUGUGAAGCUCGGCCUCACCAUCGUCUACACCGUGUUCUACUCUUUGCUCUUUGUGUUCAUCUACGUGCAGCUGUGGCUAGUGCUGCGCUACCGCCACAAGCGGCUCAGCUACCAGAGCGUCUUCCUCUUCCUCUGCCUCUUCUGGGCCUCCCUCCGUACUGUCCUCUUCUCUUUCUACUUCAGAGACUUCGUGGCGGCCAAUUCGCUCAGCCCCUUCCUCUUCUGGCUGCUCUACUGCUUCCCUGUGUGCCUCCAGUUCUUCACUCUGACGCUGAUGAACUUGUACUUCACACAGGUGAUUUUCAAAGCAAAGUCAAAAUAUUCCCCAGAAUUACUCAAAUAUCGAUUGCCACUUUACCUGGUGUCCUUCUUUGUCAGUCUCUUGUUCCUGCUGGUGAAUUUGACCUGCGCAGUACUGGUGAAGACAGGGACCUGGGAGAGGAAGGCCAUUGUCUCAGUGCGUGUGGCUAUCAAUGACACACUUUUUGUACUGUGUGCUGUCUCUCUCUCCCUCUGUCUCUUCAAAAUUUCCAAGAUGUCAUUAGCCAACAUUUACCUGGAGUCUAAGGGCUCCUCUGUGUGUCAAGUCACUGCAAUUGGUGUGACCAUCAUUCUGUUGUAUACAUCUCGAGCCUGCUACAACCUGUUCAUCUUAUCAUUUUCUCAGAACAAGAAUGUCCAUUCUUUUGACUACGACUGGUACAAUGUAUCAGACCAGGCAGAUUUGAAAAAUCAGCUGGGAGAUGCUGGAUAUGUCAUAUUUGGAGUGGUGCUGUUUGUAUGGGAGCUUUUACCUACUACUUUAGUAGUUUAUUUCUUCCGAGUCAGAAAUCCUACAAAGGACCUUACUAACCCUGGAAUGGUCCCCAGCCACGGAUUCAGUCCGAGAUCAUAUUUCUUUGACAACCCACGAAGAUAUGACAGUGAUGAUGAUCUCGCCUGGAACACUGCCCCUCAGGGACUUCAGGGAAGUUUUACUACAGACUAUUAUGAUUGGGGACAACAAACUAACAGCUUCAUGGCACAAGUAGGAACUUUACAACAAGACUCAACUUUGGAUCCUGACAAACCAAGCCGUGGGUAG